CUCCCACUUCACCUCUGUUCUUUCAUCUUGUGCUUUCGACCACGCGCUUUCGCGGCAGACGGAGACCUGUCCUCGUGGCCGAUUGAAUUCCUUACGUGCUUCUAUGAUUUAGUGCUACCUUUCAAACAGAGCUCCUUUGUGCUCCCUCACAAAGAGAGAGGCUUUGCCUCGUCCUUGUUCGCCUCCCCACCUUAGGAACCCCCGGACCUGCGUAGGCGACCCUUGUCUCACUCAUUUCGCUUCUGCAUCUCGCCGGCCCUGAAUCUACAUUGUUCGCCUUCGUAUUCGCCAAAAUGUCCUACCUCCAGCAACAGCUUAAGAGCUUCAACGCCAGUGUCAUCGACUCCGCGAGUAAACUUGGACAGCAGAGACGCUUCAUCCAUAAUAACAACGCUUCGCCCUCCGCAAGCAGCUCCCAGCUUCCGUCGUCCACAUCUACUCCGACGCCCAGCGGCGGGGACCGCAAGCGCCACGAUGCGGACAUCGUGUACUCACAGCCGGCCAACACCGGCACGGGCAAGGAUAUCAUGACGCAGGUCGUCUUCGCGAUCGAGCACAUGAAAUCGAAGGGUGUGCCGCUCAGGUUCGCCGACAUCGUCUCGUACCUCUCUCUACAGCACCGCGCCAACGACCAAGGCUACGUCCAAGCCCUGCGGAGCAUUCUCCAGGUGCACGAGAAGGUGCAGUACGACCCCAGCGGCGCCAACGGCGAGGGCACCUUCAGCUUCCGGCCGCCGCACAACAUCCGCACCGCGGAGCAGCUCCUCAAGAAGCUUCAGGCGCAGUCGACGGGUGCGGGAAUGAGCGUUCGCGAGCUCCGGGAAGGGUGGCCGAACGUAGAGGAUACGAUCAACGAGCUCGAGAAGGAAGGGAAGCUCCUCGUGACGCGCAACAAGAAGGACGACCACGCUAAGAUGGUCUGGGCCAACGAUCCUUCGCUGAUCCAGCACUUCGACGACGAGUUCCGGCAGAUCUGGGAGAAGAUCAAGAUUCCGGAUCAGCAGACCGUCAAGGAGGAGCUGGAGCGCGCCGGAAUCGUUCCCACCAAUAAGAACAAAGUCGUUAAGCAGCGGCCCAAGUUCGAGCACAAGAAGGUCAAGAAGCCUCGCCGCAGCGGGAAGACUACCAAUACCCACAUGAUGGGGGUCCUCCGGGAUUAUUCUCACCUGAAGCGGUAAGAGGGCCAAAUUAGAUGAUGGGGUUUGGGUUUUUGCUGCUUGGGUGAUCCGUCCUCGUGCGCUUACUUGAUCCUUAAGAGAACGCUCCCAAACUCAGGCCAAGGUACGCCAUUUUCUAUCUCUUUCUUUUUUGCUAUCGCGCUUCGCAUUAAAUUGGCGUUGGUUGGGGAGGGGAUUAUUAGACGCAGGAAAGGAUAUACCUCGAUUUCUUCGCAAUUGUCGACUAACUCUCAUCUACGUUUGGUCAAAUUCAUCGUCUGGCGGUUGCUAUCGCCUUUACAUGUGUACUAUACAAGCAAAAUCGAUACCCAAAC
Molecule: messenger RNA, 1492 nt
Organism: Aspergillus homomorphus CBS 101889
Lineage: Eukaryota; Fungi; Ascomycota; Eurotiomycetes; Eurotiales; Aspergillaceae
Product: transcription factor TFIIE subunit TFA2
Exons: 1
Coding region: 294-1178 (294 amino acids)
Biological process (GO): transcription initiation at RNA polymerase II promoter
Cellular component (GO): transcription factor TFIIE complex
Source: RefSeq, a predicted model, not a curated record